Messenger RNA from Rhineura floridana, 1448 nucleotides. RefSeq names its product distal membrane arm assembly component 2 (gene DMAC2). The transcript has 7 exons. The record is from RefSeq and is a predicted model, not a curated record. Lineage: Eukaryota; Metazoa; Chordata; Lepidosauria; Squamata; Rhineuridae. Bases 346 to 1146 code for a protein of 266 amino acids.
GUUUAAUCCUAACCAUGUCUACUCAGAAGUUGUCUUAUUGAAUUCAAUUAGACUUACUCCCAGGAAAGUGGGAUUAGGAUUGGAGCCUUAGGCAAACUGAGGUGGUGAGUGCCGACAGAAAUGGAACCACGUGCGUUCCUGCCUCCUCUCCAUUUUUAGCCCACACGUGUUCACACCAAACAUCUGAAGAAGGCUAUAGUAGACUGUCAAAGUUAAUUUGUGAGACUGGGUUAAAAGUGGCUCCUGGAACUGGAAAGGUGGAAGGACACUGUGCGUUAAAGGAUCCACUUUGUUAAUAUGGAACAUGGAAAAACAACGUGACCAACCUCCCCUAGCAAAUGUGAGAUGAUGCGGCGCAGCAGAGGCUUUGCCUCGUUGUGGGACAGCAGCCUUCGGUAUAAUAGCAAUUCAACUGCCCCUGCUCCAGAUCUCAUGAAAGGCCAGAUCCUCCAGUACCUCCACAACCGCUUCUAUGACAUUGAACUUUUUAUAAACAUCUGCUGGAAUGUAAAUAAAUGGAAUAUAGGAAGGAAAAACAGGUACCUAACGGAGACGCAGAAGCUCUAUGGGGACAAUCUCGCGGCUGCCUUCUUUGCUCUGUCUUUGAAGGGACGAGUUAGGUUCCAGGGUGAAAAGGAAUGGUACCCUGAGAAAUACAUACGCUGGAAGAGCCGCGAGAGUUUCCGAAAACUUGUAGAAACCCCCUUGGAAGCAGUUGAUGUCAGCGGCUCCGUUAUCACCUAUGAUGGCCUGGAUAAUCUGGUUUAUCUUCAAGCACUGAAACACCUGGACCUCAGCAGAUGCCCCAACAUCGACGACUGGAGUCUGAACCGGCUACAUGUCUUUGCAGACCGUCUGCAGGAGCUUUCGCUGGCUGGCUGCCCCCGCAUCACUGAGAAUGGACUUGCUUGCCUCCACCACCUGGAGAAUCUCAAACGCUUGGAUGUGUCUGACCUCCCCUCUAUUCCCAACAAAGGGUUAGUUCGGAUCUUGUUGCAGGAGAUGUUACCCCAAUGUGACAUUGUGGGAAUGGACUUCAGUGAAGGGUUGGGCCUGUCCUUGAACUCACAUGAGCUUGGAGGGGAAAUAGAGGAGGAGCAUAAGGGGGCUGCUGGCAGCCGGAAAGGCAGAGAGGUCCCUGUUUGAACUGGGAGGGUUGCUUUUCAGAGACUUUCCCCAGGCCAGUCAUUGCACUCUCCAAAUUGCUCUGAUCUCACUUUGCACCCAGUCGACAUAGAGACAGCAACAGAUGUGAUUGUUUUAACCCUUCAGAUGCCCUUGGACUCCAACUCCCAUCAGCCUCAGCCAGAAUGAGGUCAGGGAUGAUGGGAGUUGGAAUCCAACAACACUUGGAGGGCCAUAGGUUGCUCCCCCUGAAGUAGGCAUGGACAUCUAUUAGUUCACCUUCCUUAUGGUCAUCCUCAUAAUAAACAGAGCAUCUGAAUACA